AUGAUGAAGAGUGGAGUGUGUGAACCUCGAGUACACAGCAUCUGCGGGGAUGAUAUCGUGGCCAGCCAGGAUGUAUUGAAUGUCCUGAAGGAUGAUAUGGACAAACAGAUGGGGGAGGGGCAUAUUGCUGCUGUUGUUGCGGUGGUGGAUGUGGCUGUAGUUGGCGUUAGGCGUGCUGACAGAUGUCUGCUUGCUAGUUGA
Molecule: messenger RNA, 201 nt
Organism: Protopolystoma xenopodis
Lineage: Eukaryota; Metazoa; Platyhelminthes; Monogenea; Polystomatidea; Polystomatidae
Source: the annotation of a GenBank genome assembly